This is a messenger RNA of Scophthalmus maximus (turbot), 8035 nucleotides long. RefSeq names its product SAM and SH3 domain containing 1a (gene sash1a). Bases 894 to 5477 code for a protein of 1527 amino acids. The record is from RefSeq and is a predicted model, not a curated record. Gene Ontology annotation, molecular function: protein binding. The transcript has 20 exons. Lineage: Eukaryota; Metazoa; Chordata; Actinopteri; Pleuronectiformes; Scophthalmidae.
UAUCUGUGCGGCAGCUUCAACGUGCGCUUGUGUUUCGGACCAACUUUGUCCGAGUCGGAGCGAAUGUGUUUCGCCCGCCGUUUGCCCCAAAGGCUGCGUGACAAGUUUGGAGGGAGAGAGAGAGAGGAAAGAAGAACUCGCAUCACUAUUUCUAAAUUGGUACAGUGAGAUUUUUUUUGGGAGGGGGGCGUGGACGGUGGAGGAGCAGCAGCCAGGGAACAUGUUGGCUGUUGGCCGCAGUUCCAGUGUGGUGAUGUGCCGGCUGGAGGAACCGGGCAGCGCGUGAGACUGAGCCGCUCGGACGCGGAGCGUUUUUAUUAUUAUUAUUAUUAUUAUAAUCUGGAUGUAUUUCACCAACGCGCUGCCGUUCGGCGAUGCACGAGACUUGAAGGAAGGAGCACGAGCCGUUGUUGGAAGGUUUGGGGGUUUUUUUUGGAGACGCGGCAGCUGCCGUGCGUAACAGGCGGAAUCUAUUUGAAUGACAAUAGUUUGCGGCGGUCGCUGUCAUGUUUGUUUAAGGAAGCCUAAUUAUUCGAGCUGACUGCGCACGGUAAGUCGCUGUGUGCCAGUUCCAUUCUGAUGUUUCUAAAUGACGUUUUGGAGAUCUGGAAGCCGUCGCAAGUGAAAGUGAAGUGAUGUCAAAAUGUUGACAGGUGUUACGGUCAUAGGGUUUUAAUUCACUGCGUGUUAAUGUCUUGAAACGUCGCGGACUCAGUGAGGUCGCAGUGGUGACCGAACCUGUGGUAUGGAUUAUCUAUCUUAAGUACUCGGGAGAAAACGCACGCUGGGAUCAACAAUCUUAUGAUGCGCUCGAAACGCCGAACGGGGAAGUAGCCAUCACUUUCGCGUCUCCUCUUCCCUGCCGAGUUGUGGCCGAUCUGCCAACGGCCAAAAUGACAAGCAACGGACCCGUCAUCGUCUACGAGUGGUUGAAAACCCUGCAGCUCGCCCAGUAUGUCGAGUCGUUUGUGGAUAAUGGAUACGACGACCUGGAGGUUUGCAAGCAGAUCGGGGACCCCGACCUGGAUGCCAUCGGCGUCUACAUCCCUCACCACAGGCAGAGGAUCCACGAGGCGGUGAGGAGGCUGAAGGAGGACGCCAAGGAGACGGCGAGCGCACUGUACUUCACCCUGGAGCCGAUGCCACCCGCCGCCGAGGUUUACACCAGCCACAUGGUGGACCAGUACGAGUCCAGGCUGCGGGGCUCCAAGUCCUGGACCGAGCACAACAGUGAGCGCGUCGGGCGCACCGGCGGCUACAUGGGCGCGCAGAGGAACCUGACGCUGGGCAACAGGAGGGAGCUGGUGGUCUAUCCCAAGCUGAAGUUGAAGAUCAUGAUCAGGGAUAAACUCAUCAGAGACGGCAUCAACCUCGCCAGGCCACCAUAUUCUGAUAAGGAUGGUUCUCUGGGCAACAUAGAUGACCUUGCCCAGGAGUACUCUGAGUACUACAACACCUGCUUCAGUGACGUCAGCGAUCGCAUGGAGGAGCUACGCAAACGACGAGUCUCCCAAGAGCUUGACAUGGAGAAACAGGACCCAAGCAGCACCUCUCUGCAGCUCCGUAAUGAGAUCCAGGAAUCAUUAGGCUUCAGCAGCGAGGUGUCGACUCCAGAAACAGACAGAAAAAUGCCCCUGCACAAGUCCAGCUCUGAAGAUGGAUCUGGAGGUAAAUGGGACAACAAGAAGAAAAACAAAUCUUUUUGGCAGAACUUCCGCAAGUCUCCGCAUAAACCUGUCAUGCGACAGACAUCCAAAGGAGAGGACAUCGGCUACGUGGCCAGUGAGAUCACCAUGAGUGACGAAGAGCGAAUCCAGCUGAUGAUGAUGGUGAAAGAGAAGAUGAUCACUGUAGAAGAAGCUCUAGCUCGGCUGAAGGAGUAUGAGCGCAGCAAACAGUCCUGCAGUACUGACUCUGCAGAGUGGACUGACGGAUCUGCAACAAAUCUAAACCAGUCCUCAAACUGCGAAUCUCGUGAACAGUCAGAUGAUGAGCAAUCAGAGGACUCUGUGAAGUUCAAACGGCUCCACAAGCUGGUUAACUCGACACGCCGGGUCAGGAAGAAACUCAUCAAGGUGGAAGAGGGCAAGAAACAUGGCUCUGAAGAUUUUCUGAAUUUGGAGGCACCUCCCACCUGUGAGGACAACACAGCUCUCUAUACCGGGGUCCUAAAGAAGCCCCCUUUGCCCCAGGAGGCCUCUCUGCCAUCCCUUACCCAGGAUCAACUGUCUCUUGAUGGGGACACGGACAGUCUGACCACCUCCCCAUCCUCCAGCAGCUUGGACACCUGGUCUGGACACAAGCUGGUCAAAACCUUCAGCAAGUCUUCCAGUAACCACGGUCUCAUCCGGCCCCCCAAGAGAACCCCGGUCGGCUCUGGGGGCGUGGGAGAUAGUGGCUCUUCCUUCUCUGAGUUGGAUGGCUGUGGAUUGGACGAAGAGGGGAAACUGUCACGCUCCACGACCGACAGCGAGAUGCGGAAGGCGCUGAGCUCAAUCUCCCAUGGGGUAAGUAACAACGAGGCCCUCUACGCCUUCUAUGGCCUCACCAAACCUCGUCCCAAACCCCAUCCCCAGUCUCGCCUCCUGAUCUCCCUGGAUGACGGGCCACAUGGCAGCCUCAAACACCAGACUGCCAAUCGACACCAUGGCAGCUGGACACACCGGAAACCUGACCCCAACUACGCUUACUCCACCAAACACCUACUGUACCAGCGCUCGCGCAAUGCCAAAACCCCUGUCUCCCCCCUGUCUGUCACCCCCUCCUCCCCUGCCCGCUGUGACGUAGCCAAAUCAAAGGGUUUUGGAAGUGGGGCAGGGGGCUGGGUGUUCCCCUCUCGUAGGCUGCGUGGUCGAACAGCAGUCAGUGAGCUGAACAUCACCUAUGUGGUAGAACGGAGUCUGUAUGGUCACCUCAACUGGGCCCAGCUGGUCCGCCCAGUUACCCUCAGUCGCGCUGAGCGCCGCUGUCUAUUGGAGGAGGACCGUGAGGCGGACAGGAAGUGGGCGGCCAGCGUAGACCGCUGCACCAAGCGUGUGCUCUUGCGCAUCCAGCAGAAGUCUAGAACGUGCAGCUUCGGAGGCUUCGACCUGACCAACCGUUCGCUCCACGUUGUCAACGCGGGCUCAGAGGCCAAUAACAGGGAACAGGAGGCCAUAUACAGAGAAGUGGUCAAAUCCCCCACUACGUCUCGCAUCUCACUGGGCAAGAAGGUCAAGUCGGUCAAGGAGACGAUGAGGAAACGCAUGUCAAAGAAGUAUAGCAGCUCCUUGUCUGAGCAGUCCAGUCCGGACGGAGCCCCUGGUUCCCCUCAGUCCCCUCAGCCCGACACUGACUCUCUGGAGAAGCCCAAGCUGAAGGCUGGAGGCUCAGUGGAAAGUCUGCGUAGUUCACUCAGCGGACAGAGUUCAAUGAGUGGUCAGACAGUCAGCACCACCGACUCAUCGGCCAGUAACAGAGAAAGUGUGAAGUCGGAGGACGGAGAUGACGAGGAGCCGCCUUACAGGGGACCGUUCUGUGGUCGUGCCAGAGUCCACACUGACUUCACCCCCAGCCCGUAUGACUCAGACUCCCUCAAACUAAAGCGUGGAGACGUGAUUGACAUCAUCAGUAAGCCACCUAUGGGAACAUGGAUGGGGCUGCUCAACAACAAAGUGGGCACCUUCAAGUUCAUCUACGUGGACGUGCUGAGUGAAGAGGAGGAGAAACCCAAGAGGCCCGUGAGGAGGAGGAGGAAAGGCCGACCGCCCAAACCCGCCUCCGUGGAGGAUCUGCUGGAGCGCAUCAACCUCAAGGAGCACAUGCCUACUUUCCUGUUCAAUGGCUACGAGGACCUGGACACAUUCAAGUUGCUUGAAGAGGAGGACUUGGAUGAGCUGAACAUUAGAGAUCCUCAGCACAGAGCCGUGUUACUCACUGCUGUAGAGCUGCUGCAAGAGUAUGACAGCAGCAGUGAUCCAGAGCGCAGCGGCCUGUCGGGCUCCCAGGAGAAGCUGCUGUCUGAGGGCCGCGGCCUGGUGGGAGACUCCCCGCGGGACUCCGGGUGCUACGAGAGCAAUGAGAACCUGGAGAAUGGUAAGAGCAGGAAAACGUCCCGUUCCAGUCGCUCCUCAGCAGGAAUCCAGUCUCCAGAUUACCCUACCCUGCCCAUGACCCUUUCGACAGAGGCUCUGCAACAGAACAGCAAGAACCAGCGCACAAAGUUCCCGAAAAGCUUCUUCAUCAAACCCUCCCUCAAGGGCUUCAACCUGCUGCGCAAAGCCCAAAGACGGUCCCCCAUCCCAGCCAGCCGCAGCUGUGAGGACCUGGAUGGACCCCAACAACCCACUGGACCCUGGAAACGCUCCCACUCUCUGGGAGACCUGCACUGGGAGCAGACUUACGAGCAGAAGGAGGUUCUGGUUGUGGCGGUCGAACCCACCAAGUCAGACAGCAGUAGCUCCACCAAGGUGUGUAGAGACGAGGGGACCCCAGCUCAGAAUGGGCCUCCAGCAGUGAGCCCUAAAGGAAGGGCUGAGAGACCACCCAUACCUUCCCAGCUGCCCCUUCGCCCCCCGUGUCCCAUAACCCAGUCCCCCACUCGACCAGAGCCCCUCUCCAGUCCUACCCCAAGUCCUCCUGGUUCUAGUGGCGAGAGGGUGAUUCGGACUCACCCCAAAAAGCCUCCAGUCCCUCCUCCUGUUCCUGCCAAAAAGUCUAGGGAGAGACUGGCCAAUGGUCUUCGUCACUUACCUCUCUCCCUGCCCUCCUCGCCAUCUCCCACUCCCUCCCCUACCCACUCCCUCACCCGUUCUCACCCCAGUAGCCCCGUAACCCGAAGUAGCUGCAGCAGCCCCAGCGCCCCUGCUCUACCCGCUAAGAGCCCGAGCACCCCCGCCAGCCCCUGUGCCACGUCAUCGGCCUUCUCCAUGGGCGAGGAGUCAGGCACUCCCCCGGCAGUCCAGCCUCCGUGGCUCUCAGAUCUCGGGGGCAAGGUGGCCGUUGCGAGAAAACUGUCCCAUACCAAGAUGAGUUGUGACCUGCUCACCCUGCUGGAACAACGGCUGGAGGCGGAGGGAAUCGACCUGACAGAGGAGCCCUAUUCUGACAAGCAUGGCCGGUGUGGGAUCCCCCAGCCGCUGGUGCAGCGUUACUCCGAAGACUUGGAGCAGCCCGUCAAGGACGUGGCCUCCACCAUGGACCAGCUCCGAGUCAAAGAGCUUCGCAAACAACACCGCAUGGCUAUCCCCUCUGGAGGUUUGACAGAGAUGUGCCGAAAGCCUCUGACCUCAGGUAACAUCAGCACGGUCCCUGAUUGGCUCACCUCCAUCGGCCUGCCGAUGUACGCCACCUCCUUGGCGGCGGCGGGGAUCGACACGCUGAGUCGCGUGGCCCUGUUAACGGAGAGCAGCGUGCGGGAGGCCGGGGUGCGGGAUCAAAGACACGCCCGCCGGCUGGUCAGCGAGGCGCGCUCCGUCAGCGCACACAGGGAGAUGUAGUUCUCAUCCAUGUCGGCGGAGGAGUCUGGUUGGAUAACAGGUAUCAACUCACUGGUCGGUGCUGUGUCAUUUAAACAUGGUCAGUAAGUGGCUGAAGGCAAAUUGGCCACGGGACUGAUCUACCACGCAGUACUUCCUGUCUCGCACGUGUCAAAAGACUGAAAGUGAGCCCUCCCUGCUCUCUGAUUUUUUUUCUUUUGGCUCUGUCAUUGAAACUUUUCAAAUGUUUACGCCGCUGAGGAAUUUCUCUCAACAGCCAAGAAAAGAUAUGAGAUGCCUUUUGAAAAUAAGACUAAAGACUCCCGCUUGUGGACGCCCACGUCAAAGUCUUAAAAUAAAGACUUGGAUCUGCCUUUAAGGAAGAUAGCACACUCUUUUGUAGGAUUUUUUUUUUUUAAAUACAGAAAGAGUUUCUUUUUCCCCUGCAUAAUUCAUAAGUGCUUCGUUUUCUUCUCUUGUGGCGAAGCAGCAUUAUCUGAGGGUCUUGUAAGGAAGUAGUGAUUUCAGCCUCUCAUUCCCACUAAUAGUUUCAUAAUGAUGCUGACAGAAUUCAGUCAGUGUCCGGACUUCUAAUCCACUGAAGACGUACAACGAGUAAGGCAUGACUGGUGGUUUCGAGACGCGAGUUUUGUAUUAUGUUUCUGUAUUAUAGCAUAAUGAAUAUCUUCAUUUUAAAAUGGUUUAUAUGUUAAAAAUCUGUGUUUGCCUUUUGAAUGUUACGGCCUUGUUUGGAGGCCAGCUCUCAGUCAUUUCUAAGCUGACAACAGCUGACAUCACACCCUUAUAUUUCAUAUUAUACUCCUAUGUCCUAUUUUACUGCAUAUCUUAGAUGUGACGUCCAGCUCCGAUAUGAAUACAAGUCUUACAGAAAGCUCUGUUUUACUCCAGUUACCACAAUCAGCUUUCACAGCAACAGACACAUUCCCCGUGUACCCCAGGACUUUUUAAGUUGCCUUACCAGUUUGAACGAACGGCUGGAAGAAACAAAGCGUAGCGCUGACGUAACCUUGACUGGGACUGGACUGUGCUGAAGGUUGGAAGCCCUUUUGUCCUGAAUGUGUCAAAGUCUGGGAAAUAAUUGAGACGGGGAUUUUGUGAACGCACACCAGUUCAUACAUGCAGAUGUGGACCGCAGAACCUGCUGCCGAGGGAUCGUGGUUCUUAUUCUUGUGACACUCGGCUGAUGAACCACACAAACCACAGGGACGACGCGGCGGAGUGUGAAGGAUUUUGUUCAUCACGUUCACUGUGCAUGCUCCAUGGAGAGAGUUGUGAGACAGGAGAAAAUACAAAUGUUCCAAAGACACAGCUGAUAACUGGAUUUUGGAAUUUAUUGGACUGUCUACACUUUGGUUACAGAAAUUUGAUUCAUAGCUGGAUAAUAAGCUGUUUGGGGACUUUUUAAAACACAUUUUACAGAAGCUGUAAUUAUCGCCAGUCGGACAGUCUUGAUUUGAACGUGGAGGAUAGAAGGUGGGAGUAGAUGUAUCAGGUGACAAGUUGAGCUCCAAGCUCAGCGUACACGAUGACACUAAAUAGUCUUGAAAAAUCAGGGAAACACAGACUGUACAGGGAACCACUGAGUCAGGUCAGUACGUUACAAAAACUUUGGGCCAAAAACAGAAGUGAAAACAAACCGGAAACUCUCUGCUCUUUCAUUUUGCGCACUCUGGAUUAAAAAUGGAUCUAACAAAAUAUUCUUCGGUUGACUUUUUUUUUCUUCUUACAGUUCAGUUCCGUCUUUCACAGUCGGAACUGAACCGAAGACUUAUUCCAUGAAUUUCGUAUUUAAAAAAAAUUGACCAAGUGUUAUUAUUAGAUUUCUAAUUGCCUUUUUGUUUUUGCGGUGGGCACUUGAUAGAUAGAUAGAUGUUUGAUGCCUUUUUUUUCUCUCUCUCUCUUCAAUCAAAGUGGUGCUCUGGGAAAGUGAGGACGGGGGUCACUAUUAAAAACAAGUGUUUUGUAAUGAAUGAGAAUACUGACACUGUAAAUGCACUUUAGAGGGUAAAUCUAGCUGUUUUUCUAGGUGAAAUUGGCCACAUUUCGUUCACAGCUCCGUAAAAUGGACAUCUGUUGUCAGGUAUUAAAAAGGGUUUCUGUGGGUUAUCCUGGUAUUUUAAUUUAGUAUUGAACUCCCGAUGCCAAGUUUAACAACGACUCAUGAGUUAACCCGUUCCAGUGACUUACUUCCAGUUUGUUUUUGCAGCCUUACAAAAAUAAAUUCUUAAUUACAUAUAUGAAAUGCUUGGCAGAAGUUGGACAUUCUGUAUAUGUAAUUGAUAUUUAAUGAAUAACUUAUUUUACCUUUUUUUUCUCUCCACAUCAACUGUAAUUAGCUGUACUAUAUAUGAAUAGCAAUACCUUCCUGCAUAAUGCAUAUUGCUUUAGCCAGUGAGGAACUACGGUAUGUAUUGUAAAAUAUGUGUACAAAUAAUUUUAUUUGGUUUUCAUCUACCUAAUGAUUGUCCAUACAGAUUUGCUUGUGUAUUGAAACAACAAAAGUAAUGUCCAUAACUAUUUGUCAUUCUUAAAUACAAUAAAAACUGUUUCUUGCCAUA